AUGCACUUCAACAAGGCGGUCUCCUGGGCAGGACCGAGCAUGGACGUCAUUUCUUGGAAUCUAAGCAGACCUUUCAAAUGGUGGCAUUGCGUACAACAGGACCGAAUCAUUGAGAAGAUGAUCUGCGAAAGACACGCCGAGACGAGGGCCACGGAUUCUCCCGGUACAAAAGCUGCCGUAGAUCUGUUCCUGCAGGCAUAUCGCGAGGAAAAGAUGGGAGCAUCGGGCAAAGGUGGACGCAGGACAGACAAGCUUGAUCCGGAAUUCCUGAACCUCGCACGCGACAAUGUCAAGACCCUGCUUCUGGAGAGCUACGACACAACUUCAUCCUCAAUGGCCUACACUCUGGCCCUCCUCUCGGAACCCGAGAACACCCAUGAACUUGCUCGCAUCCGCGCUGAACACGACGUCGUGUUCGGCCCAGACCCUACCGAAGCUGCGGCCAUGCUCCUCUCCGAUCCCCGACUACUUAACAACCUCCCACUCACGACCGCCGCGGUCAAGGAAUCCAUGCGCCUCUUUCCCGCAGCGAGCACCACGCGCACAACCAUGCCCAACCAUCCGGCCCAGACAGUGUCGUUCAGGAGCCAACAGCUCCCACUCGCAAGCCAACAAAUCUGGCUCGCGCACUACGGCUUCGGCCGACGUGGCGACCUGUGGCCCGAACCCCGGAAAUUCGUCAUCGACCGCUUCAUGCCUAUGGCUCGCGCGGCUGUCUGUCUCGGCCUGGAGCUGGCCAUGAUGGAGCUCAGGCUAAUCCUAGUCCUACUAUGCCGCGAAUUCGACUUUGAGAUUGCCUACGCGGAAGACGCGCCGCGGCCUCACCGAGAGCACGGCGUCCGGGGCGGAAGGGGCUAUCAGAUCAUCGACUUCGCCGCGAAGCCCUUGGGGCAUAUGCCCGUGCGAGUUCGGCGGAGGGAGAAGAUUCAGUGA
Fonsecaea monophora is the source of this 933-nucleotide messenger RNA. RefSeq lists its product as hypothetical. Gene Ontology annotation, molecular function: monooxygenase activity; heme binding; oxidoreductase activity, acting on paired donors, with incorporation or reduction of molecular oxygen. The transcript is spliced from 3 exons. Lineage: Eukaryota; Fungi; Ascomycota; Eurotiomycetes; Chaetothyriales; Herpotrichiellaceae. The coding region runs from base 1 to 933 and encodes 310 amino acids. The record is from RefSeq and is a predicted model, not a curated record.